GCCGUUACCGCUUUACCCGGCCCACCGCGCUUCCCGCCGCAGGCAGUCCUGUAGGAAGCUGUGCCCCGUCGCUCAGUGGGACCUGCCGAGGCUGCCGAUCCUGGUGACUAACCUCUUUGCUCUCCUGUAUCCCGGUGGCUGUCUGCAGGCCGCGGCAGUGGGCCCGGCCCUCUUUGCUGGCGAUCCGGGAGCGGACGGCCCUCGCCAUGAUAGAGCAGGAGAAGGCUGAAUGGGAAAACUUAAAUAAGCUAUUAAUGCGUCAUGGGUUGAAACCAGUGAGUCUUGCUGCCCCCCAAAGCUGCAGAAAUACAGCAGAUAUGAUUGUCUUAGACAGUCAGUCUUCUCUAGGAAUAAGACUUGCAUUAAAAACACUGGUGGAAGACACUGACCGACAGCAGAAAAUGAUGCAGGGGCUUAUGGAGACCAAUCAUUCUCUUAGAGACAAGAUCCGUCAGGAAAGCGGUCGGGCAUCUCGACAAGAACAACGGGCUAAUGAUUUGGAAAAUGUGGUGAAAAAUAUUAAGUCCAAAAUUUGCCAGCUGGAAGAUGAGACGAUAGCUAAAGUUUGCCAGCAACAGAAUCAAGUCAGAGAACUUCAAAAAGAUCAGCAGGCUUCACAGGCAAAAUACCGGCAACAGCAGGAGAAGCUGCAAGAACAGGAAGAGACAAUUGCCCAUUUGCAGAAGGAGCUGUGCAAAGUUGGCCUGGAGGAGCAGCGGCGUGUUGCCACUCAAAAUAAAAUGUUUUGUCGUUUUUGCAAAAGAGCUCCCAAGUCUCUUCUAGAUCAGCAGUAA
Pezoporus occidentalis (night parrot) is the source of this 794-nucleotide messenger RNA. Its product is annotated as centrosomal protein of 70 kDa-like. Gene Ontology annotation, cellular component: centrosome. NCBI's taxonomy places the organism in Eukaryota, Metazoa, Chordata, Aves, Psittaciformes, Psittacidae. The record is from RefSeq and is a predicted model, not a curated record. Bases 207 to 794 code for a protein of 195 amino acids. Gene Ontology annotation, biological process: regulation of microtubule cytoskeleton organization; cilium assembly. Gene Ontology annotation, molecular function: gamma-tubulin binding. The transcript is spliced from 5 exons.